Brassica napus (rape) is the source of this 720-nucleotide messenger RNA. RefSeq names its product FCS-Like Zinc finger 5-like. Lineage: Eukaryota; Viridiplantae; Streptophyta; Magnoliopsida; Brassicales; Brassicaceae. The transcript has 2 exons. The record is from RefSeq and is a predicted model, not a curated record. The coding region runs from base 106 to 579 and encodes 157 amino acids.
UCCUCUCUUUUUCUCACUUCCACUUUCUUCUCUUUCGCUUUUGCUCUGUUCACUCAGAGCAUAAACCCUAAAAAGAGAGGAGCAAGAAACUAAAAAAACACGAACAUGAUGUUGUUGGGGAAGAGACAGAGACCAGAGAUAAAGAGAACCACGAGCCUGUCGGAGAUAAAAUUCGAUUUGAACCUACCUUGCGAACCAGAGGAGCCGUCCGAUCAUCAACAUGUUCAGACGUUGAGUCCAAGGAAAAGUAAGCUCGUGACCGUUGAUGAACAUCGCCAGGUUCAUCAUGGACUGUUAGAUCAACGGCUCUUAGCGAUGGUCUCGCCGAGAGGUACACAAAGGAGACACUCAGAAGAUUACUCCACUCACGCCGGGGAUUUUCUGAGGUGUUGCUCUCUCUGUAAACGUAAUCUUGUUCCCGGCCGAGACAUCUAUAUGUAUAGAGGAGAUAGGGCGUUUUGUAGCUUAGAGUGCAGGCAACAGCAGAUUACGGUGGACGAGAGGAAAGAGAAGGGCUUGGUUAGGUCCACCGUCGCCGCCGGAUCCGGCAAAGGAGAGAGAGUUUCCGCCGCCGUGUAGGUCACCUUUACAACUAUAUAUAUUUAUAUCCGUAUGUUGUAUAUGGUUAUUAUUAUUAUGUCUAAACGCACAUUGACCGUGAUUAACCUUUGUUAAUCAUCUUAAGCUUUGCUUUUAAACUUAAUUUAAGAGUUAAAACUA